Drosophila grimshawi is the source of this 10474-nucleotide messenger RNA. RefSeq names its product laminin subunit alpha-1 (gene wb). Lineage: Eukaryota; Metazoa; Arthropoda; Insecta; Diptera; Drosophilidae. Bases 71 to 10204 code for a protein of 3377 amino acids. Gene Ontology annotation, biological process: axon guidance. The record is from RefSeq and is a predicted model, not a curated record. The transcript is spliced from 18 exons. Gene Ontology annotation, cellular component: basement membrane.
UUGAUGUGAGUGCAAAAUGUGCCUAGUGUAAAGUUCAAGCUGGGUUUUACAGUUAAUAUUUUGUGUGAAAAUGAAAACCAGAAAGUUAUUUAAUUGGGCCAUGUGCUGCCUUCUGCUGCAGUUGCUGAUCCUGCUCUUGACCCAUGAGGCUCAGUGCAGGCGAUCGUCACAGCUGAAGCGUUUACAAAUUUUAUCGCCGGCACAAAUGCUCAAGGAAUACAAUCCGUUGGCGACAAAUGUGUCCGCUGAGCAGCUGGAUGAGAGCAUUGUGUCCUGGACGGGCGCACGCAUUCAGCAGCCGCGCAGCAAGCCGAGCGAGAGGAAAGCCCAAAAAACGCGUCGUCGUAAAACCAAAAGUGGCCUCCUGAUCGAAAGUAACAUCAGCGAUGAGCUGCCAUCAGCUUCCUCAGAGACAAGCUCCGGCUCCAGCUCCAGAACGGGCAAGAAGACCAAGCAGCGUGGACGCAAUGGACGCCUCCAAAGACCAGACGGUAAAUCGAAUACCAAUGAUUUGCGGCUACGUAACAAUCAACAGGCGGACGAGGCCGCCAAUAUUGGUGGACUUUUUCCGCCUCUCUUCAAUGUGGCGCCACGCGCCUCGAUUACAGUGAAUGCGACCUGUGGCCAGAAUGGUGCUGAGGAGUACUGCAAAGUGGUGGAUGCCUAUCCGCAUCGUAACUGGGCCAAGCACUGUGGCACCUGUAAUGCCCAUAGCUCGGAUCGUUCCAAGCAGCGACCCAUAGAGUCGCUGAUCUCGCCCAGCUUCGAGGAGAGCUGGUGGCAAUCGCCCACGUUGCAGGGUGGACGUCAGUUUGAGUAUGUAACCAUUACAUUGGAUCUGAAACAGACGUAUCAAAUCUUCUUCGUCAUGCUGAAAUCGGCCAAUUCGCCACGUCCUGCUUCCUGGAUACUGGAGAAAUCAAUCGAUGGCAUUAACUACGAGCCCUGGCAAUACUUUGGUCUCAGCGAUGCGGACUGCAAGCGACGCUACAAUCUGUCCGGACGGAAUGGCAAAUACUCGUUUAAAAACGAUACUGAAGUGAUAUGUUCCACACAAUACUCCAAACCGCUGCCAUUGGAGAACGGGGAACUGCACGUGUCCCUGCUAAAGAAUCGACCUGGUGCACAGGAGCAAACGCCAGAGCUGAUGGAGUUCAUCACGGCUCGAUUUAUGCGAAUUCGACUGCAGGGCAUGCACUCGACGGCGAAUCUGGAGAAUAGCGUCGACUGGGCCCUCGAUGCUCAGUCGCUGGAAAAGCGCAGUUUCUACAGCCUGAAACAGUUGCGUGUCAGCGGUCGCCUGGACUGUCAUGGACAUGCGAAUCGCACACAGGAUGUGGCGGGUAAUACGCUGCUGCAGUGCAUCUGUCAGCACAAUACGUGUGGCAUGCAGUGCGAGGAGUGCUGUCCACUCUUCCAGGACCGGGCCUAUGCUGCCGGCGGCGAAUGUGAGAUUUGUCAGUGCAACGGACAUGCGCAGAGCUGCAACUACGAUGCGUACCUGGAGCGUGGCAUCUGUCAGAGCUGUGGCAACAAUACAGCCGGCAAUGAGUGUGAAUUUUGUGCAGGCGGCUUCUAUAGACCACUUGAUGCGGCACCCACUGAACCCUGCCUGCCCUGCGCCUGCAAUCCGCAACGUUCCACGGGCAACUGUGCACCUGUGGGAGGCGCCUGCCAUUGUCUGGAGGGAUUCCAGGGUGCCCACUGCGAGGAGUGCGCUCCGAAUUACUACGGUGACGAUUGUCGCCGCUGUGAAUGCGAUUCACGUGGAACUCUCGAGGACAGCGCCUGCGCAGGAAGUUGUCGGUGCAAGGCACAUGUGGAGGGCGACACCUGUUCGGUGUGUGCCACGGGCUACUUUGAUUUGAAUGCUCUCAAUCCUGAGGGCUGCAGUCCCUGCUGGUGUUCGCAUGUCUCGGAGAAUUGCCACAGCGCCAAGCUGCAGACUCUGGCCUUUGAAACGCUCAAUGAUUGGAAGCUAACGGACAUACAGCGAUCGCAAUCGAUACCCAUCUCUUUGGAUGCGGAACAGAAGCGUUUGAUUUUUGGUUAUGAGUUGGCUGAAGUGGAGGCGGUUUACUGGCAGGCGCCGAUGGGUUAUCUGGGCAAUCGUCUGACCAGCUACGGUGCCAGGCUGCAACUGCAAUUAGCUUGGGUGGUGAUGAGGGGUGAUACUUCGGGCAAACCCACAACUGGGCCCAAUGUCAUAUUGUUCGGGAAGAACGGCUUAAAGAUUGCCUAUGCGGAUGAGUCGUUUGAGAGCUUGGAGCUCGCUCUGAAUGUCACACUAACGGAAGAGGGCUGGUAUCAUGUGCCACCCACAGUUAAGGACAUCAAGACCCGAUUGCGUCGCACUGAGGGUGGCUAUUAUCAUGGCGAGGAGGUGACCAGAACACAGUUCCUUUCGGUGCUCGUCUCACUGGAUGCUCUGCUCAUACGCGCCGCCUUUCACACAGAUCAGGUGGAAACAUCGCUGGCGCACGCUGUCAUCUAUUCGGGUGGCGUUGAGCUGGGCGCCCAGGCCACAACACAGGUGGAGCAGUGCAUCUGUCCAACUGGCUACACGGGUCUCUCGUGCGAGGGCUGCUCCUUUGGGUAUAAGCGCAUCUUUGAAAACUCCACCGAUCAUCAGCUGCUGGGCAAAUGCAUACCCUGUCCUUGUAACGGCCACUCGAACUCCUGUGAUCUGCAGAGCGGCAACUGUGGCGAUUGCAUGCACAACACCUACGGAGAACGCUGCGAGCGUUGCCAGCUUGGUUUCUAUGGCAAUCCGCUGCAGGGCACACCACACGACUGUAAACGCUGCGCCUGCCCCCUGCUGGAGGAGUCGAACAAUUUCUCGCCCAGUUGUCAGUUGAAGAGCUACAACUAUAUGGAUCUGAAUCCGCAAUUCGAGCUGAUCGAGCAUGCGGAAUACAUAUGCACACAGUGCCCGGAGGGAUAUACGGGAGAUCAUUGCCAGGUGUGUGAUGAUGGAUACUUUGGCAAUCCGCUGCAGAUGGACAACAGCUGUCAGCGCUGCGAUUGCCAGGGCGGUCCCUGCAAUGUCACCAGCGGUGAAUGCAUCACUUGCUAUGGGAAUACAGAAGGAUGGCGCUGCGAGCGCUGCAAACUGGGCUAUUGGGGUGAUCCCGCUGUCGGCUGUGAGCCGUGCAACUGUUUUGCCGAUGGCUCCGAGAGUGGCCUCUGCGACAGCACAGAUGGGCAGUGCCUGUGCCGUCCCAGAUUCGCCGGCCAGAAGUGCAAUGAGUGCGAUGUGGGCUUUGCCCAAGUGGAACUGCAAUGUGUACCCUGCGGCUGCGAUGCACUGGGUGCUGUCAAACUGGACACCUGCAAUAACAGCAGUGGACAAUGCGAGUGCAAAGUGGGCGUCAUGGGCCUCAAGUGUCACGAGUGCCAGAAUGGCUACUUUGGCAUGAAUAUCAAUGCCCAGCAACUGGAGGAUUUGGCUGCCCUGCGUCUGGCCGAGAAUGAUGAUGACUGGGAGCUGAUCAACGAUAAUGAUGAUCAAAUGGAGGCUGUGGCCUGCGAGGAUUGCCAAUGCAGUCCUAUUGGCUCGCUGUUAACGGCCUGCGACAAGCGCUCGGGUCAGUGUUCGUGCCUGCUGAAUGUGGCUGGUCGUCGCUGCGACAAGUGCAAGGCGGGUCACUGGAAUCUGACGCAAGGCGUCGGCUGUCACGACUGUCAGUGCGAUCCGCACGGCGCACGCAGUCACGAGUGCAAUCCGUGGACGGGUCAAUGCGAUUGCAAAAUUGGAGUUGGUGGACGGCAUUGCAAUGAGUGCACCGAGGGCUUCUAUGGCUUCAGUACGGAGGGCUGUCAACGCUGCUCGGCAUGCGCAGCAGAGGGCCAGGUGUGCGAUCCACUGAAUGGACGUUGUAUUUGUCCCAAAUUCACGCGAGGAUUGGGCUGUGGCCAGUGCGUGCCCGGCACCUGGGGCUGGCAGGCACGUUUAGGUUGUCGCGAAUGCGAAUGCGAUCACAUCGGCUCCAUUGGGCAGCAGUGUGCCACAGUCGGUGGACAAUGCGAGUGCCGCGAGGGCUACGCGGGUCGCAAUUGCAACAGCUGUGCCGUCGGCUAUUUCGGUUAUCCCGAAUGCCGGCGCUGCGGCUGCGAUGUGGCAGGCUCUUUCAAGCGCGCCGAUGGCCUGAUUGCCUGCGAUUCGAAUGGCCAGUGUCCGUGCAAAUCGCUGGUGGUGGGUCUCAAGUGCGACACGUGCAUGCAGAGCACGUUCGGGCUGUCCACGCUGAAUCCCGAGGGCUGCACGCGCUGUUUCUGCUUUGGCCGUGCCGCCGAGUGCGAGCAGAGCGAACUCUCCUGGGGCCACAUCCGCAUGCCGGAGGCACGCAAUCUCAGCGUACAGCAGCUGCGACCGCAGCACGUGCCGGGCGCGGAUUACGAGUACAUUGUGGUUGUCCAAAUGGAGGGCAGUGCAUCGCACAGCGAAGAUGCCGAAAUCCAGCACAUGAACGAUCUGAGCCUGGUGCCACGCUCCACGGGCAACGUCUCGAUUGGCGCCUAUGCCCAGUUCUAUCAGCCGCUGUACUUUCAGCUGCCGCCACAAUUCUACGGUGAUCGCACCACCAGCUACGGUGGCUUCCUCUACUUCUCACUGCUCACCGAGGGCGCUCACACGCCGCUGGAGCGUAAGGUGCUCGCUCAGUUUCCGCUCGUCCAGCUGCAUGCGCAUGCCAAGCUGGUGUUGGACUUUUACGAGUACGAGGAGUUCGAAUAUUCGCUAAAUGUGACGCAUCGUGUGCCGCUGCAUGAGUCCUACUGGAAGUACCAUCACAAUAGCCAGGCUGUGGAUCGAGGAACGCUGAUGGCGGCUCUGCAAAAUGUUCGUCACAUAUUUCUGCGCGCCUUCGCCUUUGCCGAUUUCCAGCAAGUUGUCUUACACAGUGUGCACAUGGAUGCGGCCAUAUAUGUGCAAGGAUCCACUAACCUUAUGGCCAAGGGCGUCGAGCAAUGCAAGUGCCCCAAACGGUUUGAUGGGCUCUCGUGCCAGGAUCCGGGACGCUCCUUUUACCGUUGGCGCAACACAACCGAUGUGGAAAGUGUGUUCAUUGAGGAUCUGAUUGGACGCGCUGCGCCUUGCCACUGCAAUGGACGUAGCAAUGAUUGCGAUCGCGAAACUGGCGUUUGUUCGAAUUGUCGUGAGAAUAGCGGCGGCGCACAUUGCCAGCACUGCGCCGAUGGCUACUAUGGGGAUCCCAACUCGCGACAUGGCUGCCAGGCGUGCCCGUGUCCCGAAACCAAUCGAAACUUUGCGCGCGGCUGCAACGUGUGGGAGGGCGAGGUGAGCUGCGUCUGCAAACCGGGCUACACGGGCCGCCUCUGCGAACGCUGCCGCUUGGGUUUCUUUGGCCAUCCGAUGCAGUAUCCAAACAGCAGUUGCCAGGCCUGCAACUGCAAUCCGGAUGGCAUACGUGCAGAGGGCUGCGACGCGGAUACGGGUCAGUGCCAGUGCCGCGAAGGCGUCACAGGACUCAAAUGCAACAAAUGCGAGGCAGAACGGCAUCAUCUGGUGGAGAAUGGCUGCCAACUUUGCGAUAAUUGCACUUUACUGCUGCUGGACUAUGUGGAGCUGGUGGGCCAUAAGCUGCGCCGUGGGCUGCACAAUAUGGAUCUGACUGGCAUACCGGCACCUUAUCUUAAAUUAUCCGAGUACGAGCAGGCCUAUGAAGUGUGGCGGGCGCGCCAGCAGGACUACAGUCAGGCGAAGCAGCUGCUGCUUGGCUACGAUACGGCAGCGCUGCUCAAACUGGAUGCGCAUGCGGAGAAUGGGAAAUUUCAGUCGCGCAAAGCGCUGGCCAUCAUUGGCAAACGUCAUUAUGCGCUCACUUCGAUGCAGGAUGCUGCUUUAGUGCUCCGCCAGAAUGUGGGCACGCUACAAACGGAGCUGAGGCAAACACUUUAUGACCUACACAAUUAUGGCCGGGGUGCACAGCAUCUGAGUCUGCCCACGGCGCUGAAAGAGGCACGCUUCUAUCUGCAGGCCAUUCAACAGCAUCAUCAGCUGGUGCAGGAUAUUCGGAGCACCAGCGACUGCGCCUGGCAGCACUUCUACUCCACGGGCAAUGCCUCGGAUGCGGCCUACGAUCAGCGCGCUCGCCUGGAGAUGUUCUGGCGGGAUCUGAAUCAGACGAAUUAUCGCGUGACAGACAUGCGUCUGCAGAUCGAUCGCACCCAGGAUGUGGAGAGCGAAGCGGACGAUGUGCUCGAGCAUGUGCGCAAUUUGAGCGGCCAUGUGGGCGAACAAUAUCAGCAACUGACUGAGCUUGGCCAGCGCAUAGAGCACCACCUGAAUCGAGAUUAUGUGGAGCGUGGCGAGCAAAUGUGGCAAACUGCACAGCAGCAUCAGUCCCAGCUCAACGAGCAGCGCCAGCAGUUAACUACCUCAGCUGAUCUCCUGAACAGAACACUCAUCGAUCAGUUGGAGCUCCAGCGCCAGGUGCGCAAACACUGGCUGCCUAAGGCGCAGAAGCAUGCGGCACGUCUGCUCGAGCGCUCCAAUGAGUAUGCCAGGCAGUUUCAGCCAACAAGGAAUGCGGCACGCAUUGCCAUGUUGGCCAGCUCUGCACACAGCAAUAUUUCCACAGCGAUUGCAAAUGCUCGUCAAGCUUCGCAGCUGUCCAAGGAGCGCGUCUAUGAGGCCCAUCAGACUCUGUACCCCAGUGAUGGCAGCUCGAUGAUUGAGCGCGCCAAGCACUCGCUGCAUCGCUCCAAGCAGUUGCAGCGCGAGGCACUGCAGCAAAUGCAAAAAUCCACUGUACUGAAGGCGAAGCUGCAGCACCAGGAGCAGCAGGUGGAGGGCAUCAAGCGCACCAUUUUCGAGACGGGUCAGCGCAGCAAUAAUAUCACCAGUCAGCUACAAUUGCUGACCAACAGCUCGGCGCGUCGUCAUGCCCAGGACAGCAUGGAGCUGGCACAGCGGACAAGCGAUGAGAUGCAUGCGGAGACGAGGCAGGCACGCGAAAUGCAACAAUCCAUUCGGCAUAUGCGCAAAUCGUUUGCCAUGCUGGAGCCCGACUGGGAGAUCAAGCUGGGCAUGGCCGAGGAGAACAUCUCACUGACCAAAACGAAUCUGCGGCUGGCCAACGUUUCGCUUAGCUACGUGGAGCAGAAGGCGGUCAAGGAGCAGCAGGUCUUUGAGGUCUGGAACAAUAGCAUGGCUGACCAGCUGCAGCAACUCAGGGAUCAAAUAGCCAAGGCCAGGCAUGCGGCUGAAGCGAUUGACGUCUCGCUGGAAUCGCUGGGACCCAAAUGCAGUCGCAGCUAUUUGCCUGUCUCCUAUGGGCUGAGCACAUCGAACUCUUUGCGCUUGAGCUUUGCGCUCUCGAAUCACAUGGGCAACUCACCGCUGGUGCAUGUCCAGGGCAGCGAGGGACGACACAUCACCCUGGAGCUGUACAAGCGACGAGUGCGUCUGGUUUGGCAUCUGGGCGGCAGCACAGCGACCAUAACACAUCCUCUGGAAGUGCAGACUCGUGACCCGAAAUUCGAUGAUGCCUGGUACCAAGUGGAGGCGAAUCGCACACUGAAUCUGGGCAGUUUGCUGGUGCGGCGCAUGAACAACUUUGGCGCACUGACGCCCGGCUCACCAGUAACCGGAUCCACAGAUGCGGAACACACGCGCUUCUACCAGACGCAUAAUGAGCGUGUUUCACUUGGCGGCUUUUCAACUAAAGAUCAAACACCUGGUUUGAAUGUCGUUGUGCAUCAGGUGGAGGUGGACAACAAGCCGUUGGGCCUGUGGAACUUUGUGGGCAGCGAGGGACGUUGCGGUGGCGCCAUGAUUGGCGCACGGGAAUCAUCCGCAUCCUCGAUGUCGCGUCACUUCAAUGGCUUGGGCUAUGCACAGCUGAAGAAGACGCGUUCGCGUCCCUAUCGCAAGAAUCUAUUUGCACUGCAGAUGACUUUCCGCACGCUGGACGAGAAUGCGUUGCUCUUCCUGGCGGUUGAUGACAUAAACAACCGCUCGGUGUCUGUGACUUUGAGUCGCGGUCGCAUCAUGUUCCGCAUUGACUACGGCGACGAGUCCAAGCUGGAGAUUAAUACAACCAAAAAGUACAACACGGGCCAAUGGAUCAAAAUUGAAGGAGCUCGCGAAUUCUCCGCUCGACGCAGCACGGAGAAUGGCAUGUUGCGCGUUAACAACGAUCGCGCCAUCUCCGGCGCACCCACAUUGCCGGUUAAGAGCCACAUGCUUCCAGAUCUAUCCAAGGCAGUGUAUUAUCUAGGCGGUGUGCCACCAGGUUUUACUUCGGGCACGACAAAAGCGCCUGGUGCCGACAAUCCCUUCCUGGGCUGCAUGAUGGAUGUGCAAGUAAAUGGCGAGACCUACGAUCCGCUCGAGAGUUCCACGUACUUUGGCGUGGAGCCCUCGUGUAAAGACAUGAUCACAAAAGCUGGCUUUUCGGGCAAUGGUUAUCUCGAACUACCCUCGCAGUCGCUGCGAAAACGCGCCAACACUGGUCUGGUCUUCCGCACGCUGCAAUCUGAUUGUUUGCUAUUGCUAGCCGCUUAUCCACCUGAAGUGCUGGCCGACUAUGAUGCCAAGGACAUCAAGGGCAACUACUCGAUGAGCCUGGUCGAUGGCCAGCUGCAGGUGUGGAUCAAUUCGGGACGCAGUUUUAUCAAGAUGUUCUCCAAUGCCAGCCAGUUGAACGAUGGCGAACUGCAUGUCAUCAAUCUGAUCAAGACGGGACGCCGACUGGAGCUGAUGGUGGACGAUGAGCAGCAGGAAGUGCGCACUCUGACAGGCACACCCUCACUUAUCAGUCUGCCACAGGAUGCUGGUGGUCUUUAUAUAGGCGGCGCACCGCCGCACGAAAUUUACACGCCUCUGGCACCCACUUUUGUUAAGCUGGAGGGCGCUGUGCGGGAUGUGGUGUUCAACAAUCGUACGAUUAAUUUCAAUGAUGCUUUGACCUUUAACAAUGUGCAGAUUGGACGCAAUGGUCCAGCGAUGGGCAGCCUCAAUGGCAGUCUCUACGAUGUGCUGCUGAAGACGGAGCCGAUGAUUGGCAAGAGUUUUACCGCCUCGCCGGAGGGCUGCAAGCGGAUCGGCAGCUACUCCUACGAGCCAAAUGCUUUCAAAUUUGGCGAUGAGCUUUACAGCUACUCGCAGCUAAAGCUGCCGGAACGCCACUUCUGGCAGCGCAACUUUUAUCUGAGCUUCGACUUCCGCUCGUUUUAUCCGAACGGAAUGCUCUACCUAUCACCAGGCAGCAAGGAGAAGCCCAAGCAUUAUGUUGCCCUCCUGCUCAAGGAUGGCCAACUGGUGCUCAUUGUGCGCGGACGUCGACGGGAGGAGUUGCAGUUGACGGCCAAGCUGAACGAUGGUGAAUGGCAUCGGGUCACAGUUGGCUGCCACGAGCGGAAAGUCACCAUGAGCGUGGAAAUCGGACGCACAGAUCAAAAGACAUCCGCACAAAUGAAGGUGCCCAAAAAGAUAGGCACCUCACAGCUUCUGCUCGUGGGUGGUUUGCCCCAGGCACCUGUUAAGGUGCCCUCGGAGCUGUAUAUCCGCUUGGAGGCAUUCAAGGGAUGCCUGCGUCGCGUCAACAUUAACAAUAGCACACAGGACCUGGCACGUCCAGGCAAGCACGCGAAUGUGGGCCAAUGUUUUCCCACCGUAGAACGAGGCAGCUACUUCCCUGGAGAUGCCUAUGCCGUAUACAAGAAAAACUUUCAUGUGGCCAAAUAUUUGGAACUGGAAAUGGAAUUUCGCACCUCUGAGCUAUCGGGCAUAUUGCUGAGCGUCUCCGAGCCCAGCGGCUUUCCCGCACUCUCGCUGGAGAUCAACAAUGGCAAUAUCGUUUUCUCUUGUGAUCUGGGCGAUGGCGUGCCGUUCCGCGUGAAGUCAACGCUGCCCGGCAAGUAUGCGCUCUGCGACAAUAAAUGGCAUAAUAUAUCGGCGCUCUAUGAUGGUGAGCAGGUCGCGCUGAGAAUUGAUCAGCUGCCGGCUACGAUCAGCAUGUCGAAUCAGCGGAAUGCGGGCAAAGUGCAGACACGUUCGCCCCUCUACAUCGGCGGAUUGCCAGAUAUCGCAGCCAGCGGCUGUUUGCUCGCACGUGAGAAUUUCAAGGGCUGCAUACGCAAUGUGUCCAUACGCAAUGAGAGACGCGAUUGGAUCGAUAUGGAUGAUCUGCACAAUGUGCUGCUCAGCGAGUGUCUCGUGUCCAGCAAUGAUAACUGAUCGCAGGACAUGGGGGCGUUCUCUGGUUCCUGUUGACGCCACACCAAAACUUUUUCCAAAUGUAUUGUGAUCAAUUAUGAGUUUUAUAUGAUAGCGAUAGACUUAGAUAACGUCCAAUAAGUAGCAUAUCACUGCCAUAUAAGUAAUAUUAAUUUAGCAAUACGAUAAAACUGAAAGCUUAUUUUAUUUCAUUGCCAGUGACUGCAUUUUAAUAUCCUACAUGUCUGUAUUUAUUUAAUUCUUAACUUAUUUUGUUUUUAUUAUUUUAAA